CGGGAACAAGCGUAGUAAUUAGCGCGAACUCCGAUCACAGGCUCAGCGGGUGAAUUUAUGUUUUACUGCUUUCCCACUGUUACGAUUUAGUCAAACAUUUAUUGUUGCAGCUUUUAGGUCAACUUGACGGAAAGCGUGGACGAACGUACUGCAAGCGACUUACGAAUUACGUGGUGCGGUGAAACCUUUGAAGUGACAAGAUUCUGUGUUUAGAGCACAGUUGAUUGCGUUCGGAGUUUUAUCAACAAUGGUCUCUUUCUACGUCUUUCUUGUUGUGCUUGCCACCGUUUCUUCUGGUUUUGGUCAAGAUAACGAUAACGAACCGUCUUGUGCUACAGUGAAGACUGCCUACAGACAGAAAAGGCUGACAGAUAGUGAUGUACCGCAAUGGGCUGUGAAAGGUAUACAGUGCUGCAUGAAGUGUGCCAUACCAACACUCCGUGAGCUUUGUAAAUAUGUGGUUGUUUCGGACCAUUCUCGGUGAUAUCUACGUUUUGUUAAUAUUCUUCUCUCGGCAUGGGGUAUCACUUAGUAAAUUUCGCCUUCAAUUCUGAUAUUAUCGCUAACACAUUUUGUCUUUACAUCAGGGGAUGACCUUCGCAUCUGCCCGAAAGACAACGGUAAGCAAUGCUGCUCACAGCAAAUGGAAGAUCGCUUCGCUGUCUUUGCGAGCGAAGAUUUUGACAAAGCGGUCUCGUCGAAAGUUAGCGAAAUGAGGAGACAGUUCCACCUUCAAGAAAAAGCAUUUAACGGUGAGUCAGUUACGACAAAAUGUACAAAGUGUUAAAAGUGUGUGGAUUAAGUUUGAGUGAAAAAUGGAUCUGCUAAUGGCAUUUCGAAUAUACAGAAACCAGCGAUUUUUAUGCACGCGCUCUUCACGUUAAGCUGGUUUCGAGAAGAAAAACUUGCCUCUACGUUUAUUUUACUUCGAGUUAAUCGCGGAUCGGUGUGACCGCGAGCAUUUCGUUUACAAGGUCAUUUUCUUCAAUAUAGGUCGAUCCGACUUGGUCCACAGGAAAUUGAACAAAAUUCAAAAGUAAACAUCGAUGUGCAUGCUUGAUGCUACUUUACGCAUAAGCCUGAAGCAAUAAUUAUGUCACUCUAAAUAUUCUGUCGUUCCGGUUUUAGGUAAUCCCUGAAUAUGCCAAACAAGAACACACGCUAAGUUACUUAAAGAUUUUUAUAGCUUUACGAAAAGUUUAUGCGCCGCUUGAUUUAAUUCAUGUGGGCAGAAAAGACGAUGGAAUCGAAGGAUUUACCGUAAAUUUUGAAGUUAUCAAAGUAAAUAAUGAUAGCUGCCUCUGUAACCUUAUCUUUUCUAUCUCCUCUGUGGAAUGUCCGAGAAAACAGGCUUAAAAUUUAUCGGGUUGAGUGUUAUAAGCUCCCACGAAUCGAGCCUAUCCAAGGAACUAGUACUUUCUGUGGCAGUUCUAAUGGAUACACCUCGAUUUUUCGCGAGGCCAACCGUACGUCUUGAAUAGGAUUUUACUCUCAAUCGAGUUUGUGAAUAGUUCGUGAUGUAAUUUCGGCAAAGUCUUCCAAACCGUUAGUAUUAAAUUACUUUCCGCUCUGAGCUGCCUUCGGUUCCACAACGUGUUCAUUUGGUAAACUUUACUUAAAGCCGAUAGGGCAUGCUUAUGUCUGUCGAACAAUCGAGGUUAACGAUGAACCAGCACCGUUUAUUUCAGAGCACAUGUUGUUGGGUAAUUACUGCACUGAAGGUUUAUCUUUGUCAGUAGAGGUCGCACAAAUGACUCCAGUUUCUUCUUUACUUCAGUGUAAUCACAAGCGAAUGUUAAAUUUAGAAUCGACUGUUGUUUUGCGCAGUAUGCGAUUGCCCGAGGCUAUUGAAUAUUGAUAUUAAUCAGAAUGGAAUAUGUUAUUUCUUUUAUUGUGAAGUUGAUUGUUUUCCCAAUUUCGCGGUUUUCUCGGGUCAGCGAACGCGCUACCCAAACUCCAUAUAUAUCUUACCACCGAGUGAAGUACUAAUGUCGCGGGCUUUGUUCGAUCUCAUAUCCAAAAUGUAUACUGCAUGGGAAAAUUGGCAGCGAAAAGAUAAUGAUUUUAUAAAUCCAACUUAGAAGACCCAAAACGGAAAUUAAAGAAGAAAUGAAACAAUCUCUCUCGUAGUAUGAUCGUUAUUGGAGUGGCAAUGUUGUGAAUUAUUAAGUAAAACUUUCGCCUUUUACGGGAAUAAGUAAUGAAGUUUUGCAAUAGUGAAGUUUUAAUAUUAAUAUUUGUUUUGUCUUAGCUUUUUUUAUGAUCUUAGGGCAUUGAAUAUUGAUCCCCCAAUUUCCAUUUAAACCACAUAGUGUCUUGUGGAUUGGAUUUACAGAAUUGUUUGGUCAUUCCAAGUCGUGGUUUAGCUGGGUUAAAUACAGUUGUCAAAAGCUUACAAACUACUUCAUUUCCUUUAUUUCUCUGGGGAAGUUUGAUAAAUUAAAAGGCCAAUUUUCGGGAAAUGUCUCCUUUUGCAUUUGCUAGAAGGAAUAGAAUGCAGACUCAAUGCACAUACCAGUCUUUUGCCAAAGCAGUGUUAAACAGGUUUAAUUCCAAGUAGAAUAUUAAUAAACUUCCCUUCCGAAUAUAUAGCUCAAAUAUGGGCUUUGCCAGUGUCAAAGUGCAUUGCUUGAAAAGUGGGUUUGUGAAUAAAUUCUAAGCAGUGUGCAUCAAUUUAUCACCUUAUCUUAACCACAAAGCCAUUCUUUAUACUUUUUAUAACAUUCUAGAAAUCUGUAUCCUUGCUUUGAAGAGCAUGAAAAGCUUAAGGGCAGACACACAAAUAGUUUUAUUGGUAAAUUCUCUAGCAAAAUCCAUAGGAUUAUGCAAAUAUCUCAUAAAUCAUUGUGACUUGAUGGAAUUGAAGCUAACAUUUACUCUUAAAAAAUGUGUGAAAUUUAGGUUUAAAAAUAUAACUGUUGUGAUGUAAAUUUCGUGAGACCCAAACUUAUGAAAGGUCAGACUGUUUAGCCUCAAAAUUACCCUCUGUCAUGUGAAACUUCCGUGGUUUUGCUUUGAUGAGGUUGGAUGACUGUUUUUACUAGUUGCUUGAAUAUAAUGUCAAAAGGUCUUGUAUCUGCGUUUUGUAAAGGUGUAAAGUUUGAAAUUCAAAAUACAGGUACUUGUUUGAGUUUGUUUUAUUAUAUUCUUGGUAUUCUAAUGUUCUUUCAAAAUUAUGGCUGUUUCCUUUUUUACUGGAAAAUAUUAAAAGACAGCUCAUCAUUUUUGUGGCAGUAUUGUUAUAUAUUUUUUUUCAUAUCACAAAAAUGUAUCUGUGAACCAGGAUCAGAAUAUUACUUCAGGAGCUGUAAUAUUCUCAAUUGGUCCAGGAACCGAGAAGUUUGUAGAAUUUGGCUGCUAUUAUAGAGUUGGGAUCCCCCUGAUUAGCAAAGUUUUCACAGAAGGUGGUCAAAAUGUUCUCCUAAUGACUUUUUUCCCAUAACAACAUACAAGUGAAAUCCUUUUUUUUCAAUGUUUGUAAUUUUUUUUUCUAGAAAUGAUCAGAAGUGUUGCAAUUCUUUUUCUUCAUUUUUGGCAUAAACAAGAUAUGAGUAACAUUUUUUUUUUGUUUUGUAAUUUUUUUUUUAAUGUUCAGAAAUGUUGCAGUUUUCUUUUUCAUUUUUGGCUGAAACAUCACAUGUAUAACAUCUUUUUUUAAAUUUUUGUAAAUUUUUUUAAAAAUCUUUUUCUAGAAUUGAUAUGGAAUGAAACAUAUGCCUGAAAGCAAAAUAAUGAUGUUAAUUCUCCUAAUGACUUUUUCCCCAUAACAACAUACAAGUGAAAUCCUUUUUUUCAAUGUUUGUAAUUUUUUUUUCGAGAAAUGAUCAGAAAUGUUGCAAUUCUUUUUCUUCAUUUUUGGCAUAAACAAGAUAUGAGUAACAUUUUUUUUUUCCGUUUUGUAAUUUUUUUUUUUUAAUGUUCAGAAAUGUUGCAGUUUUCUUUUUCAUUUUUGGCUCAAACAUCACAUGUAUAACAUCUUUUUUAAAUUUUUGUAAUUAUCUUUUUCUAGAAUUGAUAUGGAAUAAAACAUAUGCCUGAAAGCAAAAUAAUGAUGUUAAUUUUGAAGUAUGAUUUACAUCGUUUACAAUAGGCUCAUUUGCUUUAAAGAAAUAUUUCUUCAGCUGGAUUUGAAUAAAACAUUGUUAUUAUCAAAAUUGUCUGGACUUGCAGACAUCACAGGUGAUUGUCACCUGUCCAUUUUCACCUAAUUUGAGACUUGUCUUAAAUGGCAUUGUUAAUUUCUUGCAGCAAAAAGGUUUUCAGUGAUAAUUGAUUUCUGAAUUUUUUACCCUGAAUUUAAUAGUAACAAUACGAUUCUUACCUGGAUUAUAAACUGGCUUUGCUGAACCUUGGUGUUAGAAGAGUCUACAUCCUUACUAAAAGCAAAACUGUAAUUCUCUUCUCUGAUAGUUAAUAAUGUUUCAAGUGAAAAUGAAUAGCAGCAGACAUAUACAGAGCUGUGAAGUAACCAAGUUAAUGCCCACCACUUUUAGUGUCACUGAAGUUGAGAAUUGUUUUGGUAUAAACCAUGCAUGAACCAAGAAAUUAGUUUAAUUCUUUCAGUAUAUCAAAAAUGGUUGGAAAUUGAACUCUUGUCAUCCAGUUUGAUGUCAUCAGCUGCUCUCUGAGAUAAUAGCACUUGUUUUAUAAUCACUUUUGGGCCAAUUGCCAACCUCGUAAUUAUGAAAUAGUAUUUGUUUAGCUGCUACAAGAUGUUUUUGAUAAAUUGGUUCAUAACUUGGCAGCUGUCCUCUGUUUUGUGUAAAUUUUAAAUCAAAUUUAAUAAAUUUUGCUGGGAAAAGGUAACAUUUUUGUGAUUUAUUGUGGGUUGAACAAUAGACAUGGCAGUGAUGCUAAAGAAGGAUUAUCAUUUAAAAAUGUGAUGGAUGUAUGGUCUGAAAUGAGUAGGCAAUUAAAUUGAAUUAUGUUUGUGUAACAAGCUUGGCAAUGUUACCAUGCACUUCCCCCAGAAAAAAAUUGAGAUUUGAAACUUUGCAAGAUGCAAUUUUAAGCAUUCUGAGACAUAAUUAAGUAACUUUUUUCGGCCAGAUAUUGAGGAUAGAAUAAUUUCCUAAAUAUGUGUUUUCUGUCUUAAAUCACAAUUCACAAAGAGGGUGGCACAAAAUGAACUGGCAGCCAGUGGGUUGUGACUUCCUACUGGCAUCAAAUGACAACCUUGGUAAAGAUCCUAAGACAUGACAAUGAGCAUGUAGCACUGCAUUUGGCUGAAUGGGUCUUAGAUUGUUUUCUUAAAUGAGGAGUGUGCUUCAGAAACAUCCUAAUUUAAAUUAUAUCUGAAUGAUAACUAUUUUUCUUGGGUUAAGAUUCCACAUAGUCACACAACCUUUCCAGAAUUGUCUUUUAAUGUGAUUAAUAUUCAACUGUUCAUGUUCCUUCUGACUUGUCAUUCCCAAGUGCUUAAACAGAUCACCAAGAAAUGGGAAAAAAGGGGAGUAAGUCUCUGUUAACCCUUAAAUUCCAAAGAUCCAACAAGAAAUUCUCCCUUUAAAGUCCCUUACAUUUCCUUAUAAAUUUAACAAGAGAAUUAAGUGUUCUAUCUACUUAGUAAAAGGUGUAUGUGAAUUAUAAGGAGACGUUACUUGUUAUCCACUUCAGAAAGUUGAAGGGUGAAAUCAUGGGUAUUUGGCCAGGUUGCUGAAUUAGGUUGAUACUUUAUUGGACACUUAAACUCACUUAAACUCAGUCUGUGACAUAAUCUUGCAAUUACCAUUUAAAGGAGCUUGUAAAGUGAUGUUGUUUUUAAAGCAUUCUUCUGUUGUAAUGCCUUUUAUGUCUCUAAUAUUUUUUUUUCCUCAUUUAUCUAGCACACUUCCAAUCCUUGAUCAAGGAAUCCCAUGAAUCACUGGAUGCUUACUUCAAGAAAGUCUACGUUCACUACUACUCCCAGAACAGCAAGAUAUUCUCAGAUUUUUAUGCAGAAUUGAUGAAGUAUUAUGAGGGAGAUUCCAGCUCUGACAUGAAAACAAUCUUAAACAAACUGUUCAAAAUUCUCAUGCAAAAAAUGUUCCAGAUCAUGCAUGCUCGUUUCCAGUUCAGCAAUUCUUAUCUGGAAUGUAUACCGAAGCAUAUGGAUCAGCUAAAACCUUUUGGGAAUUAUCCAGAAACGUUAACCUCUGAGUUGAGAAGUGUUUUAAUUUUUGCAAAGGCCCUUACAAAAGCACUUGAUGAUGUUCAUGAUGUUUUCAUCAUGCUUGAGAACUCAAUUUCUUCUAAAGACUGUCAGGAUCAACUCAUCAAGCUGAAAUACUGCUCCUGGUGCAAGGCUUUGACAUCAUUAAAACCUUGUCAUCAGUUUUGUAUGGAUGUACAUAAGGGUUGUUUGGCUGACAUAGCAAAGGUGAACAAUCAAUGGCAACGCUACCUGGCGGCAGUGAACGAACUUUUUGAGAAGCUUUCAGGGGUAUACAAUAUUGAAAUUAUCCUGUCCAAAGCGCACAUCAAGAUGUCAUUUGCCAUCAUGAAUUUCCAAGAACCAACUGUGGUUAAAGCUGUCGAGGAAAGGGUAAAUUAAAAUUUCUUUCUUUUCUUCCCCUCAUUUUUACUGGAGGUUUCUCCUGAAUUGUUGUAUCUCACAGCUGGUCCAUGUUUGUGGUGGCUUCAUGAGCUCCUUUAUUUAGUGGGACAGUUUGUGCCUUUGUAUCAGGCAAUUCGGUCUAUGUACCCAGAGGAGAUUUCUACCUGAUUACUGUUCACACAGAAAAUUUGAUCUCUGUUGCUAAGGUCAACAACUAGCAUCCCAUCAGGUUGAAACGGUAAACAAGGCUAUGGUUUUUCAUUUUGUAGAACACACUUGUAUUGAAUUAUGCAUGAUGUGACUUCAUUACAAGAGAAACUAUUACAUCAGUGAUUACAACAUGUCUACUUGAUGCUGAUAAAUGCAUGGGAGAGUUGUUAAAACCAAGAUUGUGCAUUUCAGACUGAAAAGCCUUUGAAAUUGAAUGAAGAUUUAUCAAUCAGUCUCAGAUUUAAGUGACAAGGGAAUUUUGAGGGGUAUUCUGAAAUUUCUCCUUUUUUUUCAGUUUUUUCUUGUGUGUCUUUUUUUGGUCUGUGUGCCUUUUUCUUUGAUACAAGUGUUUAUGAUCUUCUUUAGUGUAAUUCUGUUUCUCAAUAAAUAUCCUGUCACCAUAUGCUGAAAAAGGAAGCCUUGGAUUCCCAAACUUAGUUGAUUAAACAUCAUUUUCAUGCCCUGGAAAUGAGAUGCUUUUAAAGAACAGUGUAUUUAUACAUGUCUUUGAUGCUGAGUUUUACAUACUUGCUAUUCUAAACUUUCUCAGGUAUUCCAAGUAUGUGGUAACCCUGAAUUAACUAAGAGAUCAACAGAUGACUUUUUCCUUGAAGGAAACAAUCGACAAAGAAGAGAAAAUGAUGCUGCUUUACCCAAAAAAUCAGCAGAUGUCACCUUGGAAUCGUAAGUUUAGAAAUGUGCCAUCUCUAUUUUUGGACUAGAAGGGUAAUGUUAGUUGAACAGUGAGGAAGCUGUUUUGUCUUCAUUUUGAACCACUAUUUACAAACUUUAUUAAGUUGAAUACAGAUCUGAAGUAAAUUUAAUAAAUAAGGGUGCAGGAUAUCCUAAAAAAAGAAGGGCUUGUCAGAGUGGGAUAUCCUACAUUCUUAAAUGCUAUAAAUUUAAUCAAUUGACUUCGGUAGUAAAGCCCACACACACUUAUACACUUGCUCUCAUACCAAGGAACAUACAUAAGCAUAUACAGACACACACAAAAAAACCUCAAAUUAUUUAAACUGAUGACUAUUUAAUGAGACUUGGUGGCGAUCAAAAUUAUGAAUUCAAUUAAUUAAUACAUGUCAAUAUAGAAGCACUUCAAUUUCUUUUUGAACAGAUGUAGGCUUCUUGACUUGAAAUAUUCAUCAAUAAUAUUCCAAGUUUUAGGACUUUGGAAUUUAAUACUGAAAAGGCUUAUGAAUAAGGGUGCAGCAUGAAAUGGUACAAAGAGUUCCGUCUUGAAUAAACGUUUGUCAGUUCAAUUACCUUGGAAGACUUUAUGUAAUCUUGCCUUGGGAAUUUUGAUUACACAAGGUGUGAUUGCAUUUUUGAUAGCAGAAAUUCCCUCUUCUCUCUCAGAUUAAAAACAGACUUCAAAGCCGUAAUGAAAAUGGCUGAUAACUUUUGGACUUCACUACCAGACAUGUUAUGUAGUGACAUAGCAGCUGAAAAGAAUAAGCCCUCCGAGUGUUGGAAUGGUGCUAGUAAAGGAAGGUAAAUAUUUCCUCUUGUUCUGUUUCCUUGAUCUCAUCUCCUUUAUAUAAUUAGCAAGGUGGUAGUGGCAGUAGGGCUACUGAAAAGAUGGUUAGACAGGUAUGGUCAGAUGAAGACCAGAAGCGUAGCAGUUCAAUUGUCGUGAUUGUCAAUCGACAGAUUGACUCUACAGUUGAGAAUGACUUGAAAUCAUGUAACAUUUCAUUAACCCCUUCAACUCCAAUGAGUGACCAAGACAGAAUUUCUAUUUACAAUAUGAAUACAAUUCUUAGCAAGCAAGUAAUAAGAUGAAGACAAAUAUCAAUAGGAGAAUCAUUGGUUGAUCCAAUAGGAAAUUCUCUGAACUAACAUCAGAACAAUUGUAUGGAGGACAGGAAGGAGAAUCAGUAAUGAGAUCUUAAGAGUGAAAUGUUUGCUCCUUACAUUAUAAGUUCAAUAUCAAGUAGACAAGUAAAGAGAAUAAAGAAACAUAUCAAUUAGGGGAUUAUUGCUUGAUCCAAUUCCAAAUUCUCCAAACUAAAAUCAUAUAAAUUGUAUGGCAGAGUAAGGAGAAUUAAUCAUGAAAUCUUGGGAGUUAAAGGGUUAACAACUCAUGAACAAAAUAUCUGUUUUCUUUUUCAAAGUUACUCAAGCCCUGAUGAUGGAGAGAAUGCCAUCGAAGAAAACCAAGCACCAUCUGUGUUAAAAGCUAGUGAAAAAUUGAAAAACAUUGUGAAAAUGAUUGAGGAAUAUUCCAAUGCUGCAGUGUAUGGGGAUGAAAUAAAUAUCGUCACCACAGACAAUGAGGAUGAUGAUGAAUCAGGAAGUGGGAGUGGUGAUGGAAGUGGAAGCAGUGGAGGCAGUGGAACAAAUGAAAUACCAAUUGACGCAGAUGCAACACCUACAGACCCCAUCAAUGGGGUUGAUAACCUUGACAAUGAUGAUAAUGUUGUUGGGGGAGGGGUGGGUGGAAACACUCAAGGACAAUCGAGGAACUCUGCUUCACAAACUGUAGUUGGAGCAUGGUUGUUCUAUUCAGCAAUUUUAUUGUUGUGUUCUUCACUUGUACCAUAAUGGUAUUAAUGGAAGUGGGAUUCCUGUCAUUGCCUACAACACAAAACAUUUGCAUCAUACUGUACAGUACGGAAUGGAUUGUCUGCACUCAGUUUCUUUGAAAAGAUUAUUUAGUUUAGAUACUGGUCAUCAAGGCAUUGUCCAUGUUAUUCAGUGCAAAAAUUUCAAUCCAGCCAUCAUCUCAAACUGCAAGAAACAAGCUAGAUUAUGAAUGAAAAAUAUCAAGCUUUUUAUUUGUGAAUAUGGGAAUUUAUUUUUACAAAACAUGACUGGAAUUAAUGUUAAUGAAUUGAUUUGUAAAGUUUUAAGUUUGCACAACUAUUUGAAAAAUCAGUAGUUGUUUUUUCACUUCAAAUUCCUGCUCAAAAUGAACUUCAGUUUGCUACAGUUAUCAUAAGCUCUUAAAAAUAGUCUAUGGUAUUAAGACUUGACAGAAAUUGUAUAUACAAUUGACCCCUCUUUUGUGGCACUUUGGUGCCCAAUGUUGAUAGGAGUUAGUUGGAAAGGCUUCAAGUGUCAUCUCAUAUAGUAUUUGUUUGGAUUUUGUAAAAGAGGGAGCUUUGUGCUCAAAUUUUUUUAAAACUGCUUUAUUGGACAUAGUGUGCCAUUUGCUUAGACUUUUGGAGCUUUAUUAGACACUGGCUGAACUUGAAAUGUCAUUAAGCUUGUCAAGAGAGGAAGUGCUCCAAAUUUAAUUAUCAACAACCAGAAUAUAGAAAAGAAGUAGUUUGUAAAUCUAUGUCACAGGCACUUAGAGAUAAGUGCAAGUAACUUUAAGACUGGUAAUGCAUUGGGUAAAGUGGUUGGUUGUGAAAAAUGUGAAAGCCUCACAUUUUCUUCACUCCUUCCUUGAAUGAACAAGUUAUCUUGUCAAUGGCAGGCUUUUUAAAAAUAACACAAGUGCAAUUUGUGAAUGAGUUUUAAAAGUAAUCAUGGAUUGCUUUAAUUGUAAUUGGCAUAGCGUUUGGUUAGAUCCAGAAAAUUGAUUGAGUGGUUUCAACAAAUGGAACGCAAAACUAACCUAAUCAUGAUUUUUCAUUAGUAUUCUCCCACAGUUGAAAUCGAGAGUUUCUUUUUAAUUUGAGCUCUCACAGGCUUUUUUAUACUUCCCUAUUAUUCUUAUGGGCUGUUGUGAUUGUGUUUUUUUGUGGUUUUGUAAUACUCAAUUCAAAGGCGCUCUUAGUGAGAGGGAUGUAAUCCUUCAGUGGUUCAAACUUGUUUGAAUAGAAUCAGUGACUAAUUUCUACCUUUUGAGUUCAUUACUAUUAUUCAUGUUUGUCUUAACUCUUUAACCCCAUGAAUGACCAAGACAGAAUCUCUCCUUACAUCCAAAUUGUAUUGCAGAGAGUAAGGAGAAUUAGUGAGGAGAUCUAGCGAGUUAAAGACUUCGAAGCUAAGGUGAAUACCUCUAUGUACUGGACUGCUCAGAAGCAGGAGUUAAAUUGUUAUGACCACUGUUUGAACUGUACUUUUAUAGAGAAAGGAAAAAAUUUAUUUUUUUGAUCACUUUGUAACUUGUAUGAGUUACUACUGGUACCAUUUGUGUUUUUUAACAAUGGGCAUUUGAUAGACUACUAAAAGAGAAGUCUUGGUAUGUGAUUAAGAGCUCCUCAU
Pocillopora meandrina is the source of this 10903-nucleotide messenger RNA. The record is from the annotation of a GenBank genome assembly. NCBI's taxonomy places the organism in Eukaryota, Metazoa, Cnidaria, Anthozoa, Scleractinia, Pocilloporidae.